CGCUAGCAGCCGCCGAGCAGCGGUGGGAUGCAGCAGAGGCACAAAGCCGGCGGGGGAAGCAGCCCACGGCUCGUCCCGGCAUGGGGACGCCGCGCCGGCUCUGCCUGAUGGGGCUGCCGCGGGUGCUCUGCUGCUCGGUCCCCCUCCUGCUCCUGCUGCUGCCCGCGGCAGAGCCCAUCUGCCCCGAGCCAUGCGACUGCCAGCAGCACCAGCACCUCCUCUGCACCAACCGGGGCCUGCGCUCGGUGCCCAAGGCGGCCGAGCCCCAUGACAUCCUCACCUACAGCCUCGGGGGCAACUUCAUCGCCAACAUCUCCGCCUUCGACUUCCACCGCCUGGCUGCGCUCCAGCGCUUGGACCUGCAGUACAACCGGAUCCGCUCGCUGCACCCCAAGGCUUUCGAGCGCCUGGGCCGGCUGGAGGAGCUCUACCUGGGCAACAACCUGCUGCCGGCUCUGGCUCCCGGCACCCUCAGCGCCUUGGCCAAGCUGCGCAUCCUCUACGUGAAUGCCAACGAGAUCGGACGCCUCAGCGCUGCCUCCUUCUCCGGCCUCGGCAGCCUGGUCAAGCUGCGCCUGGAUGGCAAUGAGUUGGGCUCGCUGGGUGACUCUACUUUCUCGGGGCUGCCCAACUUACUUUACCUGCACCUGGAGUCCAACCGCAUCCGCUGGCUGAGCCGCGGCGCCUUCACUGGCCUGGCUAAACUGCGCUUUCUCGACCUCUCUGGGAACCAGCAGAGCUCCCUUCGCCACCCGGAUAUCUUUGGGCCCCUACGCUCCCUCCACACCCUGCUGCUGGCCAGCAACAGCCUGCAGCAGCUGGCGGGAGGCCUCUUCCAGCACCUGCCUGGCCUAGCGAAGCUCUCGCUCAGUGGCAACCGGCUGUCUCACCUGGCUCCGGAUUCCUUCAUGGGGCUGGGCUUGCUGAAGGAGCUGCGCCUGGAGGGGAACCUGCUGAGCCACCUGCCCACUGCCCUGCUGGAGCCACUGAGCAGCCUGGAGGUGUUGGAUUUGAGUCGCAACUCGCUGACCACCCUGCACCCUACCACGUUUGGCCACCUUGCCCACUUGCGGGAGCUCAGCCUACGAGACAACGCGCUGGCCACGCUCCCCGGCGAGCUCUUUGCCUCCAGCCCAGCUCUCUACCGCCUGGAGCUGGAGGGCAAUGCCUGGAGCUGCGACUGCCGCCUGCGUGGCCUCAAGCGGUGGCUGGGGGCCUGGCACUCCCAGGGCCGCCUGCUCACCGUCUUCGUGCAGUGCCGCCUGCCGCCCGCCCUGACCGGCAAGUACCUCGACUACCUGCAAGACACCCAACUGCUGCCACCGCCUGAUGGCAGCACCUGCCACGAUGGCACCUCUCUCUCCUCUGUAUCCCCUCUACCGCCAGCAGAGGAACAGCACUGGCUGCUGCCAGCUGCCGAGGGGCUAGGUGGCAACAGCAGCGGCGGCCCGGGCCUGCCCCGUGGGCCGCCGCGGGCCCCACCGUCCGCCUCCACGGCGCGCUUGCUUGGGGUGCCUGAGGGGGCGGCGCCGGCAGUGGGGCAUGCUGCUGGGUCCAGCCCCACGCCGCCGAUGCCUGCUCGCCCGGGGGGCUCCCAGCCAGCGCCGCCCAGCGUGGCGUGGCCGCGGCGGGCCGGCAAGGCCCGCUCGCCACUGUCCGCUGGGGUCCCGCCGCUGGUGUCUGACCCAUGCGACUUCAACAAGCUGUUCCUGUGCAACCUGUCGGUGGAGGCGGUGAGCUCCAGCUCGGUGACGGUGCGCUGGGCUGUGCGGCCGCACCGCAGCCCCCGGCUGCUGGGUCCGGUGCGCUUCCGCCUCCUCUUCGACCGCUUCGGCGCCGCCGUCAAGUUCCAGCGCUUUGUCUACCUGCCGGAGCGCGGUGAGCCGGCCGCCACGCUGCGGGAGCUCCGCCCGGACACCCCCUACCUCGUGUGCGUGGAGGGUGUCCUGGGCGGCCGCGUGUGCCCCGUGGCACCGCGGGACCACUGCGCGGGGCUGGUCACCCUGCCCGAGGGCGGCGCGGCGGCGGCAGCGGGCAGGCCCCGCGGGCCGGACCAGCAGCUCCUCACCCUGGUGCUGCUGGCGGUCAACGCGCUGCUGCUUUUCGUGGCCGUGGCGGCCUGGGCCUCGCGCCUGGUGCGCAAGAAGGUGCUGGGGCGGCAGCGGCGGAAAGCGGCGCCCGUCCACGUCCGGCAGCUCUACUCCACCCGCCGGCCGCUCCGCUCCAUGGGCACCGGCGUCUCCGCCGAUUUCUCGGGCUUCCAGUCGCACCGGCCGCCCCGCAGCGCCGCCUGCGCCCUCAGCGAGGCCGACCUCAUCGAGUUCCCCUGCGAGCGCUUCGCGGACAGCGGCGGCGGCGCCCGCCAUGGCGACGACCACCUGCUGCAGCGGUUCGCCGACUAACGCG
Rhea pennata is the source of this 2406-nucleotide messenger RNA. RefSeq names its product TLR4 interactor with leucine rich repeats (gene TRIL). Gene Ontology annotation, cellular component: lipopolysaccharide receptor complex; extracellular matrix. Gene Ontology annotation, molecular function: protein binding; lipopolysaccharide binding. Gene Ontology annotation, biological process: toll-like receptor 4 signaling pathway; regulation of cytokine production involved in immune response. NCBI's taxonomy places the organism in Eukaryota, Metazoa, Chordata, Aves, Rheiformes, Rheidae. The record is from RefSeq and is a predicted model, not a curated record. The transcript has a single exon. Bases 81 to 2402 code for a protein of 773 amino acids.